AUGAAGCAUGUACAAUUACAUCCUCAUUGUGGAGGAACUUCUGGAAGAUUUCAACAUCGUCAUAUUGGCUUAAAUCAUCAACAUUACCAUCAAAAUCAACGUCAUCAACAUUUAUUAAAACCCUAUUUUUAUCCUCAACAGCAACCACAAACAAAUUCAGCUCGUCCCGCAGCUGAAAAUGAAAAUAAUCAAAACGGAAUAAAUAAUCCUGCAUUUCAUCAAUUAUUUCUUUUUGGGGGAGAAAAUUUAAGAAUUAGUGAUAAUUCUAUUGGAAAUGCCCCUUUACCUUUCCCUACUGGAAAUUUGGGGGAGAGAAAUAGAGCUAUGGAAGGGUUACAUCGUCCUCAAAAUAACAAUGGAAUACCUCUACAUAACCAGUUUAGAGGAAUGCGACUUUCUACGGGUUUGGCUAGCCUUGCAAAAACAUUGCCAAUAGCUAUCGGAGUCAAUACUUCGCCUAUUUUAUCCUCAAAUACAUCUUCUACUUCAACAAGUACAAACAGUCAACAAUCCUCCCCUUUAUCUUCCCAAACUCCUUCCCCAGCAGAAAAUCGGCAAAAAUUUUCGAAUGUUAGACAAGCACUUGGUUGUCUUCCAAAAAGAAUUUCUUUACCAGAAAAUUUACAAUUUCAACCACAAAUUUUACUCAAUUUAAAACAGUCAAUACAUGUCGAAAAACAAUUAACUAGUAACCCAUCCGAUGUUGGCACAUCUUCUCCUUCAUCCGAAUUAAUUACUGUUUAUGAAAAACCCGUUUUAAAAGCUUCCCGUUUACAACAGCAAUAUCAACACCAACAACAACAAAAAAGGAAAGCUGCAAGAAUGCAAUUACUUAGACAACAAAGCCAUUUAGCUCAAAAACAAAAUACUUCAUCAAUAUCUUGCCAAAAUAUAGAGGGUAUACAAAGUCCCGACUUUACUUCAUUUUCUCCAAAUAUUAAAAUAGAAAACAACAAUUUAAUUGAAGAAAUAAAUUCACCAGAAAUUUUAAAUUCGGAUAUUCCACCCCCUUUAAUUGAAGAAAUUAUGGAUACUAGUUGAAAUUAUUGGUGGAACUUUGAAAAAUUUUUAACUUUAAUUUUCGAUCUCUAAUUGAUAUACAAAAAAGGAUAUGUUUAUUUUUAUUUCAUCAAUUACUAUUAGAUUUUUAUAAUUAAGAAAUUAUUAUUGAUAAAAAUAUUUUUGUGAUUAAUUUAUUGUUUGAUAUAAUAGUAAAGCAGCUCUCCUUUAGUUAGUAAAGCACUGAUGUGUUUUCCAUUACACCACGACGCCUACUGCAUAGCCUUAGGAAAUAAAUCUUAUAUUGUCAAGCAUGGUGAUAUAUCAAAAAAUUUGGGGGUCUUGAAUGUUUUAUUUACUGGAUCAUCUUUCACAUUAACCUCAUAUCAGGCUAUUUAUAAUA
Messenger RNA from Meloidogyne enterolobii, 1402 nucleotides. Lineage: Eukaryota; Metazoa; Nematoda; Chromadorea; Rhabditida; Meloidogynidae. The record is from the annotation of a GenBank genome assembly.